This is a messenger RNA of Cylicocyclus nassatus, 4422 nucleotides long. The record is from the annotation of a GenBank genome assembly. NCBI's taxonomy places the organism in Eukaryota, Metazoa, Nematoda, Chromadorea, Rhabditida, Strongylidae.
CAAUUCAUCCCAUUGCAGAGCUGUCACCGUGAAGGUGGUUUUCCACCUGCAUCAGCAAAAAUGGAAAAAUUCUACACUCCAAUGAGAACGCCUUCAGUCAGAACAAGACGAAAGGCAAUAUCUCCAGUUGCGCAGGAAUCACGAGAACUGAUAAGUUCUUCAUCACCCUACAACGUGGUAGAAUUGGACAUGGAUGAGAAGAAAUUGAAAGAACGCAUUUUAGAGCAAGACACGACGAUCAGAGAGUUGCAAAAGACAAUCAAGCAAAUGGAAGAGGCUAUGGGAUCAAAAUUAAAUGAGAGUAUACUAAUCGAAACUAGCAAUCGUAUCAAUGCUCACGAGUCACGCAUUUAUCAAACAGAUAUCUCGCUUUACGAACAUGAUCUCAGAGAAACUAAGGAACAUUUGAAAAAGUUGAGGUUUGAUUUAUCCAAUGAAGUGAGCAAACACGUGGCCGCUGAAGACGAUCUGCGGAGACGUCUGAUAGAAAUUGCAGAACUUGAACAUAAGUUGAAAGAUGCAAAUGAUGCAAAAAAUGCACUCCAAGAAAAGCUGGUUAACAAGGAUCAUUCAAUAACGCAACUUGGUUCGGAACUGACUUCUGCGAAAUUCGAGAUAUCCACACUACAGACAAGGUUAGACAAGUCUCGACAGGAUGUGGAACAAGCUCGGAUGCAAAAUAAGGAUCUUUCGUUAGAAGUAGCUACACUAAAAGUGGCCUUAGCAAAAAGCAAAGAGGAAAUUCGUCGAAAUUUGGAAGAUGUGAAAGAUCAGAAAGAAGAUAUGACGAAAAGAGAAAUCGAGUUGAGACGAAGCUUGGAAACGAACUUUGUGAGUCACAACAUAUCAACAUCGAACAAUCUGGUUAACGCAUUCCAAUCACUUUCUUCUCAGUUGAUGGCAAUGCAAAAAACGCAGUUUACUUCUGAGCAGUUAGCUAACAUUCAACAUCAAUUAGGAGAAUUAUCUGCUACUAACAAAUUUCUACAAGAAAAAGUGAUGGACUAUCAAGAAAAGGAGAAUAAGCUGUCACAGCAGCUGGCGGAAACACGAGAUAGCGCCGAAUCGGCAAAGGUUGAAUUAGAGACACUGCACAAAAAACUGACCGAAGUUGAGGGCAGCUCAUCUCUCACUUAUCAGUACUUGUUGGAAGAGGCGAGCAAGGUGAAGCAACAAAAAGCAGAUUUACGCUGUGAGCUUUUGGAGCUUCGCCGCGAUUACAACAGGCAAAAGGAAAAACUUGAAAAACUGGAAACUAAGACAGUGGACGAGACUGAGAUGGAGAAGUUACGUAGUGAUCUCGAGUCUUGCCGAAAUAGAGAAGAAAAGCUUCUAAAAGAAGUAGAACGACUGAAAGAAGCAUUAGAUAAAGCUGAGAAAGAGCGAAGACGACUUGAAGUGGAAUUGAAAUCUACGCGGGACGAAGCUGGAGAGGCACAUGUUGAACGAAAAAUCAACCAAGAGCUCCGUGAGGAGCUGAAGAAGACGGAAACAAAGUUGAUAGAACUCUCUAACACCAUGGAGGUCGUGGACUCGCAGUGCGAGCAGUUCAGGGAGUUGAAGAAGCGCGCCGAAGCGGGAAGGCAGAAAGCUUUAAGUGAAUGUGCAGAUAUGACCGUGAAACUGCGUGAAAUAGAGCGCCAACUGGAGAGUCAGCGCAGUCUGGAGGUUGAGGUUAAACAGCAAAAAUCAGAGCGAGAUCGUUUGGAGAUGAAGAUCCGUUACCUGAAUGAUGAGCUUCGCGAAACACAUAAUGACUACAGAGCUGAACUGGCUCAACUUGCAAAGCAAAUUUCCGAAACUAAGUGCAGGGAUGCAACGGACAAUGAGCAUUACACUAUCAAGAUUGAUGAGCUGAAAAACAAACUAGCGCAGGCAGAAAGCCUUCAGCGCAGCUUAAAUCGACAGGUGGAAGAGCUGAAACAAGAGAACGGAAAGUUACAGGAACAGCUUACUGCUGGAGAAAGUCGAGAGCAAGAAACUGCAGAGGAGAAUAAGAAACUCCGUGGGGGACUAACAGAUGCAUUGAGAAAAAUAGACCAGUAUAAGAAAGAGGCAGAGUCUGCGAAAGAAGCAUGCCAAGAAAUGACCAAACAACUGGAGCAAAACGAAGAAAGAAUCACAAAACUAGAAGAUGAAAUAAUCAGCUUGGAGGAAAGACUGGAAGAAAAAGAGAAGCUUGAGGCGUACCUACAGUCGCAGAUAAAAGCUAGAGACAUGCCAAAGCUUAGCAGAAGAAGCACUCUGCUACGAACACCUACGGAAAGCUCGAUUGAGAUCAUCGAUCCGGUGGUAGUUGAAGAGCUUGAAAAUGAAAGAACGAGUCUAUUGAAGGAAUUGGAGGAGAAGAAGAAAGAACUAAAUUCUCGCAAAAUGAUGCCACCUCCUGUUCCAAAGGGUCAUCGUCUACAACCUUCAGCUCCCUACACCAACACAGUUUCUCGGAAACCUUUGGCGAAGGUGCAAUCUAAAUCGAUUGCAGACAUCCGUUGCACCUCUCUACAACAGAGUAGAACUGGUGCAUUAGAAAAGUCAACGUCGCAAAGUGCCACGAUGAGGCAUGAAAUCCCCCAUAGGUGGACCGAGUUGCGGCAUUUUGGAUUGUUCACCAUCAAAUGUGCUGUUUGUUUCGUCGGAGUACCAACGUUCGGCAAGAAGAAACGCUGCACACAUUGUGGUAUUAUCGUACAUUCACAAUGUGCUACACGUGUAGCAAAUACAUGUGGUUUACCCGAUCAGUGUGCCAAUUACUACUUGGAUUCGUACAGUGCGCCAGUGGGAAAAAUGAAUGGCUGGGUGAGACUGUUUAGCGAUGAUUCAAACACACGUGAAUGGCAGUCCGCCUGGGGUGAGAUGGACGAACGAAAUCUAGCCUUCUAUGACCACCAUGCUGUGCAAUCAGAUUUGAAGAAACCAUUCCUUUCUGUUGAUCUCGAAAAGGAACUACGGAUAGUCCGAGUGGGUAGUGAGGUGCCUGUGAAAACGGACAGCGGCGGCCAGGUCUCGCAUAAUAUCGUCCAUCUAAAGACCGAAACGCGAAAUAUUUAUAUCUUGGCUCCAUCCACGCAAACAGCGAAACGGUGGGCGGAGGCCCUGCAGAAUGCCUCUGCAAGAAGGAUGUUGCUUACGAGGAGGCCAAGUUCGUUUUCAGAACAAUCAUGUGUGCUUGUUCUGUCAGCACCAAAUAAUCUCACUAUCCACACCACUUGCGUAAUUGAUGAUUACCUUCUUAUUGGGGCUCAGAGCGGGUUGUUCUUCACGCAUAUGAGCAGUCCAAGGGUUCCGGUAAGAAUCAGUGGAUUCAAUUCUGUAGCAGCGAUGGAAUGGCUUUCUGACCUCAGUAUCCUUGCGAUGAUAACGGAACACCGACGCUCCCUUGCGCUAGUUCCAUUAUCGAGCUUGAAAGCUGAGCUGCUUUCUGUUCAACCCAGCUUACGCGCUGAUGUGCUCAACGGAUACGAUAACUUGCAUGCACUAGCCUAUUAUCAUCACGAAGAUAAUCGGUACCUUUGUGCAGCUAGUUCCACGAAGAUUCAUGUGCUCAAAUACAAUGCAGCUCGCGACGUUUUUACUGGACAUCAGGUGAUCGAAACAAGCGAACCGGCUAUGUGCCUUACAACGGACAGCCGUGGUCUUUAUUUUGGUUCUGAUAGCUUUUACUUUGUGCAUCUUGGUAAAGGAAAUCUUGAACCAUUGCGACUGGCUGAUUCCAGUAUAUCUGACUACCCCAUUGCAUUGCUCAUCCUGCGAGACGACGAGGUUCUUUUGGCUUACCAAAAUUACGGCAUAUUCGUGAAUGCCCGCGGUGAACGGACCCGCAAUCAGACGGUAGAAUGGGAGCAAAUGCCAAUGGAGUUUGUUUACACUGCUCCGUAUCUAUACGUAAUACAUUAUGACUCCAUAGAGAUCAUGCAAGUUGCUGACUACAAAGGACCGGACUCUGAUACCGUACUCGACGAAAGAGAGGUGUAUGAGUGCCAAAAUGCGCACGUGGUGUGUUGUCGGCCAAAUGGGGAUGUGUUUAUCUCGAUUUCGAAUACCGACAGUGUAGAGGUGCAUCGAUUUAAUGCGACGAACAGCAAGAGAAGCUCGCUGAAGCGAAAAGGACUUUCAGCCAUUACAUAUGAUAAGCGUUCCAAAGUUACUUUAUAAUUUUUCUCAUCUUCAUUGUUUGUUCUAUAUGAGUUGUUAUUCUCCUCAGUGUGAUCUUGCAGCUAGAUUGUUCAAUCAAAUAAUUGGUCAUUUCCGCUACAUCGGUUGUUUUACUCUCGUUAUAGAAAGUGCAGCCAUUCUGGUUUCAUAAAUCAUUUAGAUAUCCCUCGUAACCUGUCAUGAGCAGUCUAAUCUAAUCUUUGUUGUAUCGCCUUUAUAUUUUAAUUGUAAAUAGCCAUUUGUAAGCUAAGUUAUAGGUUGUGAAUAAAC